CUAAUUUUAGAGGAAAUCAUACAUAACCUGACUAAAAUAAAAUUGAAGGAGUCAGCCUUUCUGCCCAAAAACUGGAAAAUGCUAUACUUCUUUUAGGGAUAUUUAACUUAAUUGUGAACCCGUGCAAGAAGCAUGUGGUAAAUUUUUUGGUAAAUUUUUAUCUCAUUUUUUAAACCACACUUUGAUCAAAUUUUGACAAAAUUUUGAAAACAUUUGGACCACGUUGCAAAAAGCACGUGGUAAAUUUUCAGUAAAUUUUUACCAAACAUUUUAAUUAAAAUUUGGCAACAUUUGGGCCACCUUGUAAAAAGCACGUGGUCAAUUUUUGGCAAAUUGGUACCUCAUUUUUCUUAUCACACUUUGACCAAAUUUUGACCAAAUUUUGACCACCUUAUAUAAAGCUCGAGGUCAAUUUUCGGUAAAUUUUUACCGCACAUCUUGAUCAAAUUUUUACCAAAUUUUUACAACAAUUUUGCCCCAUUCUUUACCAGUUUCUCCCACAUUUCUACCAAUUCCUUCCCCCAUUUUUCCCAACCUCUCCCCACAUUUCCCCCAACUUUGACCUUUGACCUCAUCCCACAUCCAUCCUGCACGUCUCCCCUCUCACCGAGACGCCUCGACUGGAGACCAGAGACCAGACCACUCAUCAAGAGCAGUAAAUAGUUAUAAAUUUUAUUAUUUCAUAACUUUUACGACCCAUCCAUUAAAUUUAUUGGAGCCGGCGGACUAAAGUGCCGAUCCUCUCAAUCCCCUAACCUAUGUAACUAUAUAAAGUGCAAAAUAUUUAAAAAUUUUAAAUUACCCGCCACACCCACACUAACCAAAAAAGCAGCAAACAAUGUAUUUAAUUUAGGCCAAAUUUUACCCAAAAAUUUUAUGUAAUGACAGGAAUUGAGGCAGACUUUUAACUUCUUGGAUGUGAAGGUGCAUGUUAAAAUAAUCACGAUAAAUAAGUACGUAGGCUGAGGGAUGAUACCCUUGUAAUCAGGGUGGAGAGCCCUUAAUAAGGCUGCCACAUAAGUAGUCCGUACGGCUUAUGUGGACUGAAAGGCUUUUACACUCUUAAUACUGCAGGAAUAAAAUUUUGUAAAGUUGUGUUUGAGAUGUGAAAUUUUGUUUAAAGUCUAAUUCAUUUUUUUACGGUUUUGGCACAAAAUUUUUAGAGGUUUCCAAGAAAUUUAAAUUUGGCUAGAAAUUAAUUUUGGUUUUUAAAUAUACUCUUAAUAAUGUGGGAAUUAAAUUGUAAAAUUUUGAGUGCUUCAAGUUGUCAAAUUUUAUUUAAACUCUUAUUUAUUUACUUAUUUUUUUUAUACAAAAUUUGGAAGUUUCCAGGAAAUUUAAAUUUAGUUAGAAAUUAGUAUUCGUUUAAUUGUUACGAAUGAAAUUUGUCUACGUCACCUACCUUUCUAACCAUUGAAGUAAGAAAUCUGUUUAUUUGUAUUUCGUCGCCUUAGUUGUACAUUUAUUUAAUUUUGUAGCUAAAUAAAUUCUAAAUCUCGGUAACAAUUUGGCUACUAAAUAUAAGUAUUUAGUAACAGUACAGUUUCGUCGCAGUUCUUGGUAACUUUAUAAAAUGCGUAAACUUACAAACUUUUAAAAAAAUUUGCAAGUAUGUAUUUCUGAGGAAAAUUAGCCCAAAUUUUAUAAGUUUCCUCAAAUCAAUAGCGUCUUUUAUUUUGUACAAGUUUGCCAAAUAUUUUACAAAACUAUAUGCAUUUAACAAAGUUGCCAAAGAACUGCGUGAAUUGCCUCAAUUUUUUGUUACUGAAUAAAAUACUCCUCUCUAUAAAAAGCUUAAAAUAUUUUUUUCAAAACUUCUCACUUUUUUCCAAAAUUAUUAUUUUUCCCCACCCAAAUUCCCCCCAUUCCAUCCCCUACUGGAGUCUUCAAUUUUGUACAAGUUUGCCAAAUAUUUUACAAAACUUGUGCAGUUUACAAAGGUACCGAAGAACUGCGUGAAUUGUUUGAAUCUUUACUACAUAAAAUAUUCCUCUCUUUAAAAAGUUCGAUAUUUUUUUCAAAAUUUCUGAUUCCCGUCCCCCCCCCCUCCCAUUUCCCCCCUUAUUAUUAAGCGUGUAUUUCUCCCACUUCACUCAAAGGCUGUCCUUCUGUCAAAGAAACUCCCAUAAUAAUUACACGUCCGCAGCACCCUGCACUUUACUUUGCAUCCAGUCUGGACGAAACGAGCUUAAGAGAAUAUUAAGAGAAUGAUGGAUGACUCGAACAUGCAGAUGCAGGAGGCAACUCGAACCAUAAAAUAUAGCUGCAGCAUUAUUCCUGCAUGCAGCACAGCACAGGAUACAAUUUUCCACCACACAAAGAAGUAGAAGAAGAAGGAUCGCUUUUUGUGAUUUAUCUUCCUUUGGUCGCUCUCACCAAAAACGAACCAGUCUCCCCUUGCCUCUCCAACUGGAAACAAGUGUCUGCGUCGCUCUGAGCAAAGAGAAAAAGAGCAAAGUUUUACCAUUUUCUGGGAUAAAAGCUUGUUUUCCGAGGAGAAAAGUUACGAUAUGAAAAAAUUGGUGGGGUUAUCCUACUGGAAAAGUUGAGGAGGUGUUUUCUAAGGAAAUUUGGAGUGAUUUUUGGAACGUUUGGAGUGAAUUUUGAAACGAUUUUGGGCAGUUUUUUGAGGUUAAAGUGACGAUUUUGAGGGAGAAAUUGUGUAAUCCUUCUACUCCAGUCGAGUGACUAAGUUGAAAACUUGGAAAAGUUUUUGGUGUAAACGAAAAGAGAAGACUUUUCCAUCUAAAAAAUUGUUUUUAUGGAAAUUUGAGAACAAAUUGCGAGUUUUAUCAAGUUCGAAAACAAAGAAGAGUGGAUUUUUGGAUUGGAUCGUGAAAACUAACUGGAUUUCAAGAUUUUUAAGUUUUCUUCAUAAAAUUCGUUAAAAACUGAAAUUCUGUUCUGUGAAUAACUGGGUUUUCAGUUUAUUAAGUGACUUUUUCUUCGAUUAAAUAAAAGCUAAAACUUCAAACGAUCCAUUCUUUUUUGAGGAAAUAAAAGUUUUUCCAGUAAUAAAUCGAAAUUAUGGUUGUUCUGGAAAGUCACGCCCACACGAUGGGAAGUUCUGCUGGAAAUCAUCACCACCACGCCCACCAAUACCUACAACCCGACCAUCUCUCUCCAACAACGCUCGACUCCAAAAAAUCCCCGCUCGCCAUGCUGGUCCAAACCUGUUCGCAAAUCGGAUCCGACCCUCACCCCGCAUCUUCCACCACACCCCCCACCUCCAAGUCGCACUCCGCCAAGAACCAUCACCCCACAAAAUCGCCCCCCACGACCACCACCUCCACCACCCCGCCCGAAACCAACAACAACAACUCCCUCCUCCACCCCCACAACAAUACCAAAUCCGCCUACCGAAACACCACCCCGGGUCGCCAUUCCACCACAAAAACACCGCCAACCAAACAUGCCGCGACACCAUCCCCAAAACCAACCCCACCGCCCCCGCCAAGUUCAAAAUCCUCGUCACAAAAACGGCCCCACUCUUCCUCCUCAAAUAACUCCGCGGCCACCACGAUUUCCCCAAUUCCUCCGAAUUCUUCCUCCCAUAAAUCCGCCCGGCUAACGACCACCCCACCGAUCACGUCGUCAUCAAAUUCUUCUUCCUCCUCAGAACAUGAAUCCACGUCCACCUCCGUCCCGAUGCAGCACUCGCCCACACCCACGAUCCGGUCGGGCAUGGAAGUUCUGCAGGGUGGGCAUCGCUACCCGCCCGCCCUGAUACCCGGUGGUCCUGGGGGCGGGUACUAUUAUCCAUCUCCACCUCCUGGCUCCCUAGAUCCCGCCACGGCAGCCAUGUUUCUGCUAAACCCUGCCUUCCGUGACCUCCGUUUCCCGCCGUAUGGCGGAUAUCCACCCCCACCACAGCAAGCUUACGCGUCGCCCUACUACCGACCGGCACCUCCCGUCGUGACCUCGGCGUCUGGAAAGGUGCCGACCUCGCAAGAAUGUAAGGACCCCUACUGUACCGGAUGCAGUGCACAAUCUCCCCCCAUUCCCCCGCCCCUAAUCUGUCCGGCGGGUUGUGCGUCGUGCGACCAUCAGAAAAUUGUGGGCUACCAUCACCCCCAAUUUUACCCGCCGACGAGUUCCUCUUCAAAUCAACCGCACAUUUGUAAUUGGAUUGUAGCCGAUAAUUAUUGUGGGAAACGGUAUUCUACGUCGGAAGAGUUGCUCACGCAUUUGCGUUCGCAUACCAGCGCGGCGAAUGCGGCGGCCGCCGCCGCCGCGGCGGAAAGUUCGGCGAGCGCGGUGGCGCUGCAGCAACAUUUGGCGGCGACGUCGCUGUACGCGGGGGGUGGUGGGGGAGGUGGGUAUCAUCCCGCGUUGCUGCAGAUGCAGUUGGCGCAAGCGCAAGGGGCUGGAUUUCCGCCGGGCGCGGGGGGACCGUCUUCUUUCGCGAUGGCGGCGAUGCAGCAGAUGCAGCAACAGAUGAGGUCCGCUUUUCCACCGCAGUUUCAUGGGGGAAAGGGGGGAGGAGGGCAUCCGGGUAUGCUGAGUCCAUUCCCGCCAGGCGGGUAUUAUCCGGGACAGCAUGGGAGUAAUAAUCCGUACGCGGCGUUGUUUUCAGGGAGACCUGUGUAAUUUUAGGGAGGGAUUGCUCAAGGGUGGAGUUUUUGUUUUAAUUUUUAUCUUGAUUAUUAGUUCACGAAGGGAUUUGUAACUUUAUAAACAGUUGGAAAGACCUAGUUUUACAUUACAAAGGUUACAAAGUCAAUAUGUAAGACGCGAAAUUUAGGUUUCAUAACAGAAAAAAAGUAGCCAUUCUUUACUUUAGUAAUUUUUAAUUUGUUUUAUUACGACUCAAUUCACUCGGGAAUUUGUAAUUUUACAAAAUUAUAAAGAUUCACAUAUUCCUGUUUUUACAAAGGUUACAAAGUCAAGUGCGUAACGAAUUACAAUUUAAUUUACAACGCGAAAUUAAAAUUUCCCUAAAAAAGUAGCCAAUCUCUUUACUAUUAUAAUUUAUAAUUUGUUUUAUUACAACUCUCAAAAAUUUGUAAUUUUGCAAAGUUACAAAGAUUAAUUAGGUAUAUCCUUCCUUCUCUUUUUACAAAGGUUACAAACACCAACCCGCGAAAUUCAAAUUUCUUUAGAAAAAAUCCUACUUUAUUUAUUUUUAAAAAUA
Messenger RNA from Folsomia candida, 5134 nucleotides. RefSeq names its product zinc finger protein Noc. Gene Ontology annotation, biological process: negative regulation of DNA-templated transcription. NCBI's taxonomy places the organism in Eukaryota, Metazoa, Arthropoda, Collembola, Entomobryomorpha, Isotomidae. Bases 3028 to 4590 code for a protein of 520 amino acids. Gene Ontology annotation, cellular component: nucleus. The record is from RefSeq and is a predicted model, not a curated record. The transcript has 2 exons.